Molecule: messenger RNA, 1837 nt
Organism: Populus nigra (black poplar)
Lineage: Eukaryota; Viridiplantae; Streptophyta; Magnoliopsida; Malpighiales; Salicaceae
Product: cytochrome P450 CYP82D47-like
Exons: 2
Coding region: 9-1595 (528 amino acids)
Biological process (GO): defense response to other organism
Molecular function (GO): heme binding; monooxygenase activity; oxidoreductase activity, acting on paired donors, with incorporation or reduction of molecular oxygen
Source: RefSeq, a predicted model, not a curated record
UAUCAGGCAUGUACCUAACACACUUCUUUCUCCACACACAACCCAAAAUGAAAGUUUUAGCAAUGGAAAGUUUCUUUCUGGGGCUAGUUCUUGUAUGCAUGAUAUGGAGAAUACUGUCAACCAGUCACAAAAGAAACAAAACCUUACCACCACCUGAACCCUCUGGUGCAUGGCCUUUGAUAGGACAUCUGAGGAUUCUCAAUAGUCAAAUUCCAUUUUUCCGAUUUCUUGGAGACCUGGCUGAUAAGCAUGGACCAGUUUUUUCAAUCAGGCUUGGCAUGAGACGGACGCUUGUUAUUUGUAGCUGGGAAUCUGUGAAGGAAUGCUUCAAAACCAACGACCGAAAAUUCCUAAAUCGUCCGAGUUUUGCUGCUUCAAAAUACAUGGGUUAUGAUGAUGCCUUCUUCGGAUUCCAUCCGUAUGGAGAAUACUGGCUUGAGAUGCGAAAGAUCGCAACGCAAGAGCUUCUGUCGAACCGCAGGCUUGAGCUGCUCAAGCAUGUGAGAGUUUCGGAAAUAGAAACAUGUAUCAAGGAAUUGCACACGACUUGUAGCAAUGGUUCCGUGUUGGUGGACAUGAGUCAAUGGUUUUCCUGUGUAGUUGCGAAUGUGAUGUUUCGACUAAUUGCGGGGAAGAGAUAUUGUAGUGGUAUUGGCAAAGAUUCAGGAGCAUUUGGAAGAUUAAUCAGAGAGUUCUUUUACUUGGGUGGGGAUUUAGUAAUUUCUGAUUUGAUUCCUUUUACUGAAUGGAUGGAUUUGCAAGGACAUGUGAAAUCUAUGAAGCGUGUCGCCAGGGAUUUGGACCAUGUUAUGAGUAGUUGGCUUGAAGAACAUCUUCAGCGUAGGGAAGUGGGCAGGGUGAGGAAAGAAGAGAAGGACUUCAUGGAUGUCAUGUUAGAAUCUCUUGCAGUAGGUGAUGAUCCCAUCUUCGGAUACAAAAGAGAAACCAUUGUCAAGGCAACUGCGCUGAAUCUUAUAUUAGCAGGCACAGAUACUACUUCUGUCACCUUGACAUGGGCACUGUCUCUUCUACUUAACCAUACUGAAGUGCUAAAAAGAGCACAGAAAGAGAUUGAUGUCCAUGUAGGAACAACAAGAUGGGUAGAAGAAUCAGAUAUCAAGAACUUAGUGUACCUUCAAGCCAUUGUGAAGGAAACCUUGAGACUAUACCCUCCUGGCCCCCUAUUGGUACCACGUGAGUCCUUGGAAGAUUGCUACGUGAAUGGCUAUCUCGUUCCUCGAGGCACUCAAUUACUAGUUAACGCGUGGAAGCUUCAUCGAGAUGCGCGCAUAUGGGAAAAUCCAUAUGAGUUCCAUCCUGAGAGGUUCCUUACGAGCCAUGGAUCAACAGAUGUUAGAGGUCAGCAGUUUGAGUAUGUUCCAUUUGGUUCAGGGAGAAGAUUGUGCCCUGGGAUUUCUUCUAGCUUGCAAAUGCUUCACUUGACGCUUUCUCGGUUGCUUCAAGGCUUCAAUUUCAGCACCCCAAUGAAUGCUCAAGUUGACAUGAGUGAAGGCUUAGGACUCACUUUGCCGAAAGCAACGCCAUUAGAAGUUGUGCUUACGCCGCGCCUUGAGAAUGAGAUCUACCGACAUUAGAGCAUGUCUUUGCUGUCUUUUGUCUAAGAACUAGUGAUCUGAAUAAAAACUAGUGCUUAAGAGAUGUAAAUUGAACUUCUAUAAAAAAAUAAAAAAUAGCCCUCGUGCUGAGUACGCAUGGCUUAAGUCCAAAAACCACUUCAUCUAUGACCUUCUUUUCUGAAAGUCUUGCCCAUUUUUAACUUUCAACUGUCUACCAUAGAAGCUACAAGAAAUGUAAUGGCUGAGGAAUUUGUUGACCA